UCACAUGUGCAAAACGGUUAUACUGGUUGAUCUGUCGUGUUGUGUUGUAGCUUUUGAUAAUUUAAAUACAUAACAAAUUCACAGCGAGUGUGCAAUGGAUCUUGACAUACUCGUGCUUGACGUGCUCGAAAAAGAUGACCACACUGCUCUGGAAAAUUGGACGGAGUGGUGCCGGAUGUUUCGGCAGAAAGUCAAUACCUAUAUUCAGGAAGUCCAAUUGGUUGAGCAAGCCCAGAAUCCUCUCGCUAAACAAAUAUCAGAACUGGAAGAUGACUAUGAGAAAUUGAAAUUCAGUUUAGAGAAUCUUGCAACAGAAGAAAAACUAUUAGAUAAGAAGAUAUUCAAAGUGAAAAAGGAAAUAGAUGAUCUGGAAGUGGAAUCCCAAACCGUGAAAGCAGAAAAGGAUGUUUUAUCGGUACAGAUAUUAAAGUUGGAACAUGAUAUACAUGAAAGGAAGACAAACAAACUUCUGCAAUGGAGUGCUUUUAAACGUGCCAUGAGCUUUUAUAAACAAAACUUGGAUAUACACAUAAGUCUUGAAGAACAUACAGAUGGUGAUGAUCAAAUACGAUUUGAUUUCUUCACACACAACGAAGCAACGAAAGACAAAUAUUUUGUAAAAUUAUUACACAAAAAUAAUGAAUAUACAGUCGAGCAAGUUGAACCGAAAUUAAAGAAAGAGCAUUUGAAAGAGAUGUGUAUUAUAACGAAAUCUUCAGAAUGUUCCAGAGUAUCCGACAUUACAUUGUUCUUGUGCCAGAUACGAAACGUAUUUCUACAGCAUUAUAUAAAAACAUCGUAAACAUUUAUGGGUUAUUAAUUGUAUAUGGAUGUGUAUAUAGAAUAUAUAAUAUUU
Pseudomyrmex gracilis is the source of this 856-nucleotide messenger RNA. RefSeq lists its product as uncharacterized. Lineage: Eukaryota; Metazoa; Arthropoda; Insecta; Hymenoptera; Formicidae. Bases 95 to 802 code for a protein of 235 amino acids. The record is from RefSeq and is a predicted model, not a curated record. Gene Ontology annotation, biological process: chromosome segregation. Gene Ontology annotation, cellular component: Ndc80 complex. The transcript has 4 exons.